This is a messenger RNA of Colletotrichum karsti, 429 nucleotides long. RefSeq lists its product as uncharacterized. Bases 1 to 429 code for a protein of 142 amino acids. Gene Ontology annotation, cellular component: retromer complex; early endosome membrane. The transcript is spliced from 3 exons. The record is from RefSeq and is a predicted model, not a curated record. NCBI's taxonomy places the organism in Eukaryota, Fungi, Ascomycota, Sordariomycetes, Glomerellales, Glomerellaceae. Gene Ontology annotation, molecular function: phosphatidylinositol-3-phosphate binding. Gene Ontology annotation, biological process: endocytic recycling; late endosome to Golgi transport.
AUGCAGGCGAUGCCGGAUACGCGACAGCAGUCGUUUGACGAGAUCUACGGGCCUCCCGAGAACUUCCUCGAGAUCGAGGUCCGCAACCCCCGAACCCACGGUAUGGGUCGCGGCAUGUAUACCGACUACGAGAUCGUCUGCCGCACAAACAUCCCCGCCUUCAAGCUCCGCGCCUCCAGCGUCCGCCGCCGCUACUCCGACUUCGAGUACUUCCGCGACAUCCUCGAGCGUGAGAGCGCCCGCGUCACCAUCCCUCCUCUCCCCGGCAAGGUCUUCACGAACCGCUUCAGCGACGACGUCAUCGAGGGCCGCCGCGCCGGCCUCGAGAAGUUCCUGCGCAUCGUCGUCGGCCACCCGCUCCUGCAGACGGGCAGCAAAGUCCUGGCUGCUUUCGUGCAAGACCCCAACUGGGACCGUAAUGCGUGGUGA